Nannospalax galili (Upper Galilee mountains blind mole rat) is the source of this 576-nucleotide messenger RNA. Its product is annotated as interferon alpha-13-like. The record is from RefSeq and is a predicted model, not a curated record. Lineage: Eukaryota; Metazoa; Chordata; Mammalia; Rodentia; Spalacidae. Gene Ontology annotation, cellular component: extracellular region. Gene Ontology annotation, molecular function: type I interferon receptor binding; cytokine activity. The transcript has a single exon. Gene Ontology annotation, biological process: T cell activation involved in immune response; natural killer cell activation involved in immune response; positive regulation of peptidyl-serine phosphorylation of STAT protein. Bases 1 to 576 code for a protein of 191 amino acids.
AUGACCAGGCCCUGUGCUUUCCUAAUGGUCCUAAUGGUGGUGAGCUACUGGACAAUUCGCUGUCUAGCCUGUGAUCUGCCUCACACACAUAACCUGCAGUAUAGGAGGACUUUGUUGCUCCUGGAGAAAAUGAGGAGAAUCUCCCCUCUCUCCUGCCUAAAAGACAGAAAUGACUUUGAAUUUCCCUGGGAGGAGUUUCACGGUAAGCAGAUCCAGAGUGCUCAAACUGUCGCUGUCCUCCAUGAACUGACCCAGCAGAUCUUGAACCUCUUCGGCUCGAAGGCCGCCUCUGCUGCGUGGGAAACAAGCCUCCUAGGAGAAUUCCACACUGGCCUCUAUCAGCUACUGAAUGCUCUGCAAGCCUGUCAGAUACAGCAGGUGGAGGUACUAGAGCCUUCUCUAAGGCAGGAGGACUCCCUAGUGGCUGUGAGGAAAUACUUCCACAGGAUCACUACCUACCUGAGAGAGAAGAAACACAGUCCUUGUGCCUGGGAGGUGGUCAGAGCAGAAAUCAUGAGAUCCUUCUUUUUCUCAAGAAACUUUCUGGGAAGACUCAGAAGAAUGAGUGAGGCCUGA